AUUGGAAUUUGCAUUCGACGUGCCGCAGCGCGGAUGAUCGGUUUCGCAGUAUUUAGUGUAAAUUCAAUAUUAUCGAAUGUGCCGCCUUGUCGCACCUUUUGCACUGCUGAGCCUUGUCCACUUAUUUUGGCUUGUACUUCGUCUAGCGCCAGCCGUCGCCAUAGUUGACGCUGACAACUGUUGGAAUGACAGCCAGCAGUGCCUUAUACAUGCAACACUACAUCGCGCCGAUGAGCCGCCGCUUUCCGCUGGGCUGACAGUGGAAAUCGAUUGUCAAACAAAAAUUGCUUUACCACCGGCUGGUGAGCAAAAUCAUGCGCCCGCAUUGCUGCUGCGGCGCCUAGAGCUGGCGGAAAGUUUGCUGCUCGAUGGCUGCCACACACCGUUGGGCGUCGAAACGUACGGCAUGGAAUACCUACCCAACUGUGGCACUGUGCCGCAAGUGUACAUGGAGCGUUUCCAUGCGGACACGCUGCAGCCCUUCAAUUGUCCAGGCGUGAACAAUAGCGACAUGCAGCUGGAGCUGCUGCGUUACCGCAACAAUGAAUUGGCCACCAUUGGCACUGAUACGUUUGCGAAUCUGCCGCAAUUGCGUGAACUGUACUUUGCGGGCAACUCACUGCGUCAUAUUGCGCGUUCGGCAUUUGAUACGCUGCGCGUGGUGGAGCGCAUACAUAUCGUACACGAACCGUUGUUGGCGCUCAAGGACGGCGAUUUGUUUGAGCGUACAGGCGUUGCUGAGCUAAAGCUCGCACAGUUGAAGCAUAUCACCUCCGAUCUAUUUGGCCACCUGCCUGAGACAUUGCGCCAAAUACACAUCGCACGCACAACCUUCGACGAUGACGCCGUGGUGGUGAGUAAUCCACAGCUGCUGCGUAAUAUAUCAAUCACCGUUUGCACCUUGAAAUCUUUCACGCUGCUCGAAUCGGCACAAACCACAAGCGUGCGAUAUGUAAAUUUGAGUGGCAAUGCUUUGCGAGACUUUCGUGUGGAUUUUCUUGAUGGCGCUAGCAACACUUCCAUUGCGGGUGUAGAAACGCUUGAUUUGAGCGAAAAUGAACUGACGCAACUGCCGCUGUCGUGGCUGAGUAGUCUGAGAAAACUGCGGCAUUUACUAUUGCGCGGCAACCAGCUAAAGCGGCUCUCUUUGCCGGAACUAAUGUCGGCUAUGCCGGUUGUGGCGUCAUUGGAUUUGCGCGGCAAUCAACUGGCGUCGCUACAUGAUGCUGCUGCCGCAUCAGCAUUGAGUUGGGAGCAAGUGCGUAUAAAAAUCGAUCGAAAUCCGUGGAAUUGCUUGUGGUUGCUCGAAUUUGCGCACACACAUCCGGAGAAGUUUCGCGCUUUCCAAUAUGAAAAAUACAUAUCGCAAAUUAAUGUGAAUGGAUUAAAAUGCGUGCCAGAAGAGAUGCUCGCUUUAGCCGACAAUGCUACGAAGAGUGAGUCGCAUACGAACGCUGCAACAACAACAACAACAACGACGGCGACAAUGGCAACCUUUGUACAUGGCGUUCAAGUUCAGGAGCAGCAGCGUGGCGGCGUGGUCAAUGCCUCUACCUACAAGCUUAUCUAUGGCGGUCCGUGGGAAUAUAAACGCAGUCAGCGCGCAGAAGCUUUGAUAAUCGUAUUUAUGUUGCCAGUGGGCGUGGCUUUACUCUUCCUUUUACUUUACAUGUGGAUAAAAUGUCAGAAAGUCUUCCAUUUGUCCUACUACCGCUCCUUCUCAUGGCCGCAGCGCAACAUUGGCCAGCGUUUUAGAAGCGCCGAGCGCUUCGAUGUGGUGCGUCAAUUGCCGCCCACACCAAACGCUCUUAAUGGCAACACCAACAAUAAUGAGGACUAUGAGACGCCUUUGAGUGGCAUUGGCUCUGUUUGCAACUGCAACAAUAUCGGUACGCCGACAUAUGCGAACGAGAAAUGCCGCAAAUUACAUCACAUCACCUAUGAAGAAUUGCCCUCCGAGCAGCCGUACAAAAUCUAUGAGGAGAUAAUUGGCGAUGAUGCGGCGGACACCGAGACGUAUGCGCAACCUUUUUACGAUCAUCUGUCGUUUACGAAUCCCGAAAAAAGUGAUAUGACUGAGUCUAUGUGAGACUUUGUUU
Rhagoletis pomonella (apple maggot) is the source of this 2099-nucleotide messenger RNA. RefSeq lists its product as uncharacterized. Bases 77 to 2089 code for a protein of 670 amino acids. The record is from RefSeq and is a predicted model, not a curated record. Gene Ontology annotation, molecular function: protein binding. Gene Ontology annotation, cellular component: extracellular matrix. Lineage: Eukaryota; Metazoa; Arthropoda; Insecta; Diptera; Tephritidae. The transcript has a single exon.